AUGUCCCUUUCGAGAAGCGUGGCUCCUCGAGCAUUGCGAGGUGCGCAGCAGACAAUUUUCAGAGCUUCCGACGGCCAACCACGGUCCACUGACAAACUUCCAUUUGUAGCUACGAGCACCGUUCCUUUCUCCGUCGUCCGCGCGGCGAGCAUUUCAUCGUCGUCCAAGAAAUCCGCCACGUCGCUCGCUCCCACCACGCCCGGCACAAAUGAUCCCUCGCGGCUCCCGGUGACCGGUGGCGUGCGUCGCGAAGUCCCUCUUCCGUCUCAGGAAAAGAAAGAAGGCGCGAUGCAGUAUGCCUUGACGACGCUGGACCAGAUUGCAAAUUGGGCCCGACAAGGCUCGCUGUGGCCGAUGACCUUCGGCUUGGCCUGCUGCGCCGUCGAAAUGAUGCAUCUUUCAACACCGAGAUACGACCAGGACAGACUGGGCAUCAUCUUCCGUGCCUCGCCUCGACAGAGCGAUGUCAUGAUCGUCGCCGGUACGCUGACAAACAAGAUGGCCCCCGCCCUGCGACAAGUCUACGAUCAGAUGCCCGAUCCGAGAUGGGUGGUCAGUAUGGGCAGCUGUGCAAACGGUGGUGGAUAUUAUCAUUACAGUUACUCCGUCGUCAGAGGGUGCGACAGGAUUGUUCCCGUGGAUAUCUAUGUUCCUGGAUGCCCGCCCACCAGUGAGGCGUUGAUGUAUGGCAUUUUCCAGUUGCAAAAGAAGAGUAAGUUUGGAGUUUUUCCUCUACAACCAGAACCAAAGACAAAGAGUAUGGUCAACUAA
Molecule: messenger RNA, 771 nt
Organism: Exophiala spinifera
Lineage: Eukaryota; Fungi; Ascomycota; Eurotiomycetes; Chaetothyriales; Herpotrichiellaceae
Product: NADH-ubiquinone oxidoreductase 19.3 kDa subunit, mitochondrial
Exons: 1
Coding region: 1-771 (256 amino acids)
Biological process (GO): electron transport coupled proton transport; aerobic respiration; mitochondrial respiratory chain complex I assembly
Molecular function (GO): 4 iron, 4 sulfur cluster binding; quinone binding; NADH dehydrogenase (ubiquinone) activity
Source: RefSeq, a predicted model, not a curated record